Messenger RNA from Lepidothrix coronata (blue-crowned manakin), 506 nucleotides. RefSeq names its product serine peptidase inhibitor, Kazal type 9 (gene SPINK9). Gene Ontology annotation, molecular function: serine-type endopeptidase inhibitor activity; protein binding. NCBI's taxonomy places the organism in Eukaryota, Metazoa, Chordata, Aves, Passeriformes, Pipridae. Bases 133 to 339 code for a protein of 68 amino acids. The record is from RefSeq and is a predicted model, not a curated record. The transcript has 3 exons.
GAUUCCUGCUCCUUGUGCAUGUGUAUAUAAAUAUCUGCUCCCACAGACACAUGGACACACACUGGAGCUAAACGUGCUGGAAUACUUGAAGGGCAGACCGGCUGUGGAACAGAUCAAGAACCCCUGUUUGCCAUGAAGACAACAGGAGUCUUUGUGCUCCUUGCUCUGGCAGUCCUUUGCUUGGCAAAUGCUGACAAAGAGAACGAAGUGGACUGCAGUGAAUACAGGAGGUUAGAGAGAGGAAAACCCAUUUACUGCGAAAGGCUCUAUCAACCCUUCUGCGGCUCUGAUGGAAAAACGUAUAACAACAAAUGUUCUUUCUGCAAAGCAGUCCUGUAAGUACAACUCUACCUAAUUACUCCUGAAUUAGCCAAAAUCUGAUGUUAGCUGAAUUAUCUGGGAUUUCCAUUCCACCUAAGUGCUAUCAUUUUUUUUUCAGGGUCGCUAAUUCUCUGUUCCUUUGCUUAAUCUUUACAGAUUAAUUGCCUCUCCUGCCUAUAAGGUCC